AUGGAACUGCUUCUUGACCACCGCCAUCCCAACAAUCUAGUCUUCCGCGACGAAGAUUAUUUCGAUGUUACGUGCCAGAAGCUCUGUCACUCCGUCCAACGAUGGGUGCAGCGCUUCUCCAAGCACUCUGACCACAGUCACUGCCGGGCUCUGGGUGAGCUGGAUGAAAAGAUGGCCGACCGCUUCGAGAAUGCGGUCCUCGAUGGUUCCAACGUCGAAGCCUACCUCAGCGAUCGUGUUCGCCGUCGUGAUGUAUUUAUGUCAGUGACCAUGACUAUGGUGUGGGAAUUUAUCUUCACCCGCUACCUAUUCGGCAUGGACCGCGAUCAGCGCCAGAAGCUCAAGUCUCUUGAGAAACAAUUAGCAGAGGUCGUGCCUUGUUCUGCAGUACACCGCUGGCGUGCGACUUCCUUGAAGCUACAGUCCCAGCUACCGGCUUUCGCUACCCAGUGCCAAAGUGAAAUUGAAGUUGUCGUACUCGAGAUCUUUGGUACCCUAUCUCAUAUCCUUCCACCCUCGUUAGAGGUAGAAGCUCAGCUCAUCGAGUCCUUACGUAAGCCCGAAUACGACACCAACGGUGACCUAGUGCGUCAGGUGUAUUUCACAGCCACAUUGAUGAACGAGCGCAGUGGUGAAACUCCUUCCAACGAGAAGCUAGAGGAGGAGAAAGCCGUCGUUCGUAUCGUUCUCUUCCCUCUUGUUAUCAAGAGAGGCGAUGAUGCGGGUGAGGGCGACGACGAGUUUGUCGUCUGCCCCGCUCAAGUUAUUGUCGCCCCUACGGGCAAAGACAAUCAGGCCUCCGAGAUGACGGAUGGUAGCUGCAUGUCUCCGGAUGACCAGCGAUCGGUCCACAGUACGGCCUCAAGCGAGGCUCCUCCCUCGCCGGUAAUGGACACAAGUAAUAUGAUCUAA
Molecule: messenger RNA, 912 nt
Organism: Penicillium cosmopolitanum
Lineage: Eukaryota; Fungi; Ascomycota; Eurotiomycetes; Eurotiales; Aspergillaceae
Exons: 2
Coding region: 1-912 (303 amino acids)
Source: RefSeq, a predicted model, not a curated record